CCCCUGCAACACACCCUCUUCACGCCUCAAUCGCCGGAUAGCAGGGAAAUCCUGGCAGUGUUAUCUGUCUGCCACAACUUGUGAAUUAGCCUACCAUGCAUCGUUCCUCGUUUGCCCCGCCGCCUGCGCACUCUCCUCCGCUCCAUCAUCCCGUUCCGCAGCAUGUCUCGACGGUGCCUAUGAUGCGUUCACCACCUCCACCGGCGCCCCAGCAGCCUCAGAGCGCGAGCUAUGGCAACCCGUACCAGCCAGCUCCUGCCCAGGGUGGUAGUGGAACGUAUGCCCCGGGAUUCGGGGGGUUCAUCAACGACCCGACAGCGCAGAUGGGCUUCCAGGUGGGAAAGACGGCGAUGAUGGCUGGACAAGAAUACGUGGAACAGAAUUUCAACCGCUACGUUUCCAUUUCGGCCCUGAAGCACUACUUCAACGUUUCCAACUCCUACGUCCUGAGCAAGCUUGCUCUCGUGCUCUUCCCCUGGAGGCACAAACCAUGGUCUCGCCAGCAGACUCGUCUCACAUCCACAUCUACAGGACCAGACGGUCAAAUAUCACAGCAGCAAUACUCGUUGAUGUUCCUGCCUCCUCGGGAUGACCUGAACUCUCCGGACAUGUAUAUCCCCGUCAUGGCGUUGGUGACGUACAUUCUUCUCUCGGCGAUGCUAGCGGGGUUCCGUGGUGAAUUCCACCCGGAGCUGCUGGGGUCGAUAACAACGACGGCUAUUGCGGUGAUUGUCUUCGAGAUCAUUUGCUUGAAGCUGGCGAUGUACAUUCUCAGUAUCAACAACGAUUCCCAACUGCUAGAUCUUGUCGCGUAUUCUGGAUACAAGUUUGUCGGCAUCAUCGUCACCCUGGUGGCUUCUGAAGUCUUGACUCCGGGCAGGGGAACGGGCGGCUGGGUUGGAUGGACCAUGUUCGCCUAUACUUUCCUGGCCAAUGCUUUCUUUUUGCUUCGUUCCUUGAAAUACGUCCUUCUCCCCGACUCGACCAGCGACGCUUCUAUGCGCGCCGGGUCGAUGCAUACCGUCGCCCGCUCUCAACGCAACCGCCGCACCCAGUUCCUGUUCCUUUACGCCUACAUCAUCCAGUUCAUCUUCAUGUGGGUUCUCAGCCGCGAAGGGCCGUCCGGCUUGGCUUCGAAAACCGGCGGAGCCGCGUCCCUGUAAGGGGUAGCCUAUGGGCGAAGUGACAAUCGGCUUCCAUCUAACGAUAGAUCUUUCUCUUAUCUUAACGACAACAACAACAUGGCAUAAUGGCGAUGGCUUCCUUCGGGCCACACGGCCCGGGCUAGAACAUUCGUGGAGGGGAUAGCGUUGGUAGUCAGUGGCUAGAGCAGCCUCUGUCCAGCUGGUCUUGCAUAGUCAAUGUUGAAAAUACCACUGCUUCAGAUACCCGAAUAUUAAUCACCACAUCUCUUUACUAUGAAGAGACGGUAAUACUAAGCUGGGUUUUCUCCCGGGGGGCAGUUUAUUUAUAUGAAGAUCAAGUACACUACUAGAUUACUACAAGUAUUUUUAAGAAAGUAUUGAGAUAUUUAUAUUCAUAUUCAACAUAAUGGAGCUAUAACUAUAUCUGUUUAACAUUA
Molecule: messenger RNA, 1582 nt
Organism: Penicilliopsis zonata CBS 506.65
Lineage: Eukaryota; Fungi; Ascomycota; Eurotiomycetes; Eurotiales; Aspergillaceae
Exons: 3
Coding region: 96-1163 (355 amino acids)
Biological process (GO): endoplasmic reticulum to Golgi vesicle-mediated transport
Cellular component (GO): Golgi membrane; COPII-coated ER to Golgi transport vesicle; endoplasmic reticulum-Golgi intermediate compartment
Source: RefSeq, a predicted model, not a curated record